AUGGGUCACCAAGAACUCUCCAGGAGCCCUCUAAGGGAAUUUGGCCAGGGUUCUUGUUCUUUCUGCAUCUGCUCAAACCGACAUGGACUGAUCCACACAUGUAGCCUCAAUAUGUGCCACCAAUGUUUCCAUCAGUACGUGAUAGAUAUAGGCUUCAUUAUGUUGGAUUAA
Molecule: messenger RNA, 171 nt
Organism: Neogale vison (American mink)
Lineage: Eukaryota; Metazoa; Chordata; Mammalia; Carnivora; Mustelidae
Product: 40S ribosomal protein S29-like
Exons: 1
Coding region: 1-171 (56 amino acids)
Cellular component (GO): cytosolic small ribosomal subunit
Molecular function (GO): structural constituent of ribosome; zinc ion binding
Source: RefSeq, a predicted model, not a curated record